AUGGAUUUUCUCACCUGCAUUAUACAAAGACUUGCUGUGGCAAAGGAAUGUAUCUUCAGACUGAGUGGACUCAUUUGCUGCCUAACAGCUUUGGUGUUUGAAAUAAUCCUUGCAAGCAGCCGAUGCUGGCGCCUGUGGGAAUUUGACAAUAAGACUGUGCAGUUCGUGUUUUUUGGACUCUGGGAAGCUUAUUACCCUCAAGAAUUUAACAUCUCUGGUUCUAUGAUCCGGAUUCUGGUGCAUUGCCCUAUCAACUCUACAUGGACCAUUUCACCUGAAUUCCACUAUGCACAGACACUGAUAGUAUGGGCCAUAUUAUUGAAACCUGCAGUCCUAAUUUUCAGUGCAAUGGCCAUUAAGAUCAGCUGCAUGAAAGACUCAUUUGUUAAGGCACAGAUAUUUUUGUACAAGAUCUCGGCCUUAAUUUUGUGUAUUAGCAGCCUUUGCACAUUUGUCUCUGUGAGCUGGAACCAUGUUGUAGACCUUUAUGGCCAAACCACACUUGAUUUUCCACCCAGUUUUCCUGUUAAGAAAGAUGCUCUUAUAAAGAAACACUAUACGGCUGCAUUCCCAAUAGGGGUUCUGACAGCUACCGUGUCACUCUUUGGUGUGAUUAUGUUCCUCUUUGAGAUGAGCUCUUUGAAACCACAGGAUGAACUGGAGGCCCCGUGUGCCUGUGCUUCCAGACCCAUCAAUCAAAAGGCAUGA
Messenger RNA from Apodemus sylvaticus (European woodmouse), 708 nucleotides. RefSeq lists its product as uncharacterized. Gene Ontology annotation, biological process: bicellular tight junction assembly; cell adhesion. Gene Ontology annotation, molecular function: structural molecule activity. Lineage: Eukaryota; Metazoa; Chordata; Mammalia; Rodentia; Muridae. Gene Ontology annotation, cellular component: plasma membrane; bicellular tight junction. The record is from RefSeq and is a predicted model, not a curated record. Bases 1 to 708 code for a protein of 235 amino acids. The transcript is spliced from 2 exons.